Corylus avellana is the source of this 664-nucleotide messenger RNA. RefSeq lists its product as uncharacterized. NCBI's taxonomy places the organism in Eukaryota, Viridiplantae, Streptophyta, Magnoliopsida, Fagales, Betulaceae. The record is from RefSeq and is a predicted model, not a curated record.
AAAAGAAAAAAAGAGAACGAGAGAAAGUGAGAGAAGGGCCACGCAACGAACCUAGCAGGCCGAGACGAAUUGAACGUUGAUCGUCACUCCGUUGCGUUCCAUCGUUCAUAUCGCUGUUGACUCUGCCGAGUCUCUGUUGUCGACGACGAAGACGACCUCUUAGCUCUAAGAGACAGAGACGACAGCGUUUCAGAGAGAGAGAGAGAGAGAGCCAUGAUAACGCGAUCGAAUCUGGCAGAGCAGUUGAGAGAGUACCAGAUUCGAUCGAAGCACGACUGGGCCUCCGUCUCCUUCUUCUCCUCCACUUCUAAUCUCCCUUCUUCAAGGGUGGAUGUUGUGAUCUUUGUAAUAUGGGAACUUUUUAUUCUAGCUUUCCUGGUUUUUUCAGCAGUUUCUUUAUAUUUUAGGCAUAUGCGACUUGCACUCAUUCUAGUAUGCAUCACAAUUCUAUUGCUUUUGUGUAUGAGAAUUACAAAGCAAGUGAGAUUGGCCAGGAAAAAGAAGCGAAGGAUGCUUCUUCCAUUAUCAUUGUGAAACUAUAUGUAGUUGCAAUAGUAACCCAACUUUGUUGUGUAAUAUAUUCUUGGCCACUGCUUUUGGUCAUUGGACGAUGUAUUGCACCUAAAGAAGGUUGAUAAAGAAUAUAAUGAUUUGCUUACUUCAA